Penicillium concentricum is the source of this 1872-nucleotide messenger RNA. RefSeq lists its product as uncharacterized. The coding region runs from base 1 to 1872 and encodes 623 amino acids. NCBI's taxonomy places the organism in Eukaryota, Fungi, Ascomycota, Eurotiomycetes, Eurotiales, Aspergillaceae. The transcript has 3 exons. The record is from RefSeq and is a predicted model, not a curated record.
AUGAGUUUCGGAUUUGGUGUCGGCGACUUCAUUGCGGUCACCAAGAUCGCCAGCAAGAUCCGAAAGGACUUCGCCGAAGCACCCAGUGAGUGCAAGGCUAUUGUUGACGAAGUUAACAACCUCUCGGUGCUACUGGUACAUGUUGACAUUGACGUAUCCGCUAAAGAACUCAGUACCCAGCAACAAGCUGAACUAGGAGACAUACUGGAAAGCUGUCGUAGGGUCUUAAGCGACCUCGAAAACAUACUCGAUGAAUUUAGAAGCCUGGAGACUGUGGAUAAAACUACCAAAAAGCUAUCUACAUUGAAACGCACAUGGAAACGUUUUAAAUGGGAAACGAAUGAAAUUAAGGACCUCCGACUACGAAUCAUCAGCAAUAUCAGCCUAUUGAAUACCUUCAAUGGACGGAUCAGGGGAGAAAAUAUCAAAAAAAUAGUGCACCAUCAAGAUGAAGAAAAGGAUCGAGCGUUGUUGGAGUGGCUUUCGGCUUUGGACUACGGCAAACGAUAUAGCGACUACAUCUCGCGACGACAAGACGGAACAGGCCAGUGGCUUUUGCAUUCGCCAGAGUUUCAAUCUUGGAGCUCAGGCUCAAAGAAAACAUUAUUCUGCCCAGGGAUCCCCGGGGCUGGGAAAACUAUGUUAGCCUCUAUCGGGAUUGAGGAGCUCUAUAGCCGACGUCAAGACGACAGCAGUAUUGAGAUCGCAUAUCUUUACUGCAACUUUCAGCAGCGCUAUGGGCUAGACAUGAUUCUAUCAAGUCUUUUGAAACAAUUGGCUCGAGCACACCCAAAUCUGCCAAGUAUCUUGUCUGAGAUGUACGAGCAACAUCAACCGAAAGGCACGAGACCAUCGACCGAGAACCUUACCAGGGCACUUCAUUCUAUAGUCAGUCAGACAGGAGGCUUCUCAAAGAUAUUUGUUAUCAUCGAUGCUUUGGACGAAUGUCAGAUCUCAGGUGGACCACUUUCGAACCUUUUAAAUAUAGUCUUUGCCCUUCAGGAAGCCUCUGGUCUGAAUUUCCUAGCAACCUCACGUUUCAUACCUGAUAUCGAAGAAAGGUUCAAAGCAAUGCCGAAGCUAGAGAUUCGGGCUAGUAAAGAAGAUGUUACGAGAUAUCUUCGGGGUAAUUUAUCAAACCUCCCAAAUUUUGUUACGCGGAGUGAGGAUCUACAGGAAGAGAUAUCGGAGAAGAUAACGGCCGCAGUUGAUGGGAUGUUUUUGCUUGCCCAACUUCAUCUAAAUUCCUUGGAGGGCAAACGGUCGCCCAAAGCAAUCCGGUCGGCGUUGAACAACCUCUCCAUCUUAGCGAACUACGAAUCUGCAUAUGAUAGCGCCAUGGAACGAAUCAAGUCGCAAAUACCUGAUCAAAUUGAAUUAGCGAUGGAUGUCCUAGCAUGGAUUACUUGUGCGAAAAGAGCACUCACUACAGUUGAACUUCAGACCGCGCUUGCCGUUGAGAUUGGCAAGUCGGAAUUUGAUGAAGAGAAUAUACCUGAUCUCGCAGACAUGGUUUCAGUUUGCGCUGGUUUGGUGACAGUGGACGAACAAAGCGGCAUCAUUCGGCUGGUUCAUUAUACUACGCAAGAAUACUUCGACCAAAAGCAAGCCAUGUGGUUUCCGAAGGCACACCAUGAUAUUAGUCGAACUUGCGUCUCAUACCUUUUAUUGGAUGGGCUUAACGAUGACCAUUGCAUCAAAGACGAGCAACUUAUAGCACGUAUCCAUGACUAUCCUCUUUACGAAUAUGCUAGUACUUUCUGGGGUAAUCACCUCAAACGAGAACUGGAAGACACCGAGCUUGACAACACAAACAACAACCCAGUUAUGAAAUUGCUAACCCGCACCUCAUUCGUUAACAUGUCUGUGUAA